CCUAGCCAGUGAGAUACACAGUGCCUCUUAUACUGACAUUUGGAGGCACCGUAGGACCCUGUCGAGGACGUACCUUACGUUUUUGCUUUGUGAGAGAGGGCAGAAAGAUGGACAUCCUUGACACAGAUGCCUAUGAUCGCAAACAGUGCAGGAACACGUCCUGUGUUCUGUUCCUUUCUCUCCUCCCUUUCUUUGCUUUCACAGCAGUGUAUUUCUACCUGUGGAUCCCAGAAUCAGCACCCUCUCUCCUGGCUGCUGGUGUAAAGUCCGCCCCUGUGCUCUCUUUGUCUCUUAUGGUACUGAAUUACAAUGGGGGGAGGAGUCUGCUGGGUGUAGCCGGAGGGUUGCUGUUAUCAGCUGGUGGAGACAUCUGUCUCAUUUGGCCAGGACUUUUUCUCCAUGGAAUGGGCUUUUUUGCUCUAGCCCACCUGCUGUACUCUUUUUCUUUCCUUUCCUCACGUUAUUCCUUACACACCUAUUCCUCCUUUGGCAUCUACAUCCUCUACCUACUGCUGUGGGGAGUAACUGGUGGAGCUUAUGUCUACUUGCUGCCCUUCCUGCAGAAUUCUCCAGACCCCGGUGUCUUCGUCCCAGCUGUAGGGGGUUACACAUUCCUCAUUGUUGUCAUGGCCACUUUGGGGGCACGCACACGGCAUAUUUUGGUCAUGCUGGGCGGCUUGGUCUUUUUGGCCUCUGACCUCACCCUUGCGCUGCAGCAUUUCAAAGUCAUUGAGUCUCUGGAACACGGCAGGCACAUUGUCAUGACAACAUACUACCUGGCUCAGUUGCUGAUUGCUGUGGGUGAUGUGAAGGCCAUGCUGGGGGAGGAGGCAGAUGAGUUCCGCAAGUGGAAGAGAUCAUAGGUCCAGUGUGAAGACAUGGCCAUAUCGGAGUGAUACAGACUUCACACAGGUUCUAUGGCUUUGGGAAUGUUCCCUGAUCUUUCCAGGAAAUUCUAUACCUGGACAUAUGACAAUCAGAGAACUUACAUGAGGUCUGUAUUGUUCAAAUGUGCCCAUUGUGUUUUCAUGGUUGUAGCACCAGACCCUACUUAUAGGUGCUGUUCAUUCUCAAAAUAAGAGAAUAACUAGGAUAAACCUGGACAUCUGUGAAGAUAGCAGCCAUGAGAACUCCACUGAUAUUUUCAUUUAACAUUACAAUAAUCUAAGGCACUAAAAACAUGCCUAAUAAACAAUUACUGGCAACUGAAUACAAAACAA
Messenger RNA from Pygocentrus nattereri (red-bellied piranha), 1220 nucleotides. RefSeq names its product transmembrane protein 86B (gene tmem86b). The transcript is spliced from 3 exons. Bases 108 to 863 code for a protein of 251 amino acids. Gene Ontology annotation, cellular component: membrane. The record is from RefSeq and is a predicted model, not a curated record. Lineage: Eukaryota; Metazoa; Chordata; Actinopteri; Characiformes; Serrasalmidae.